Notothenia coriiceps (black rockcod) is the source of this 1841-nucleotide messenger RNA. RefSeq names its product neurexophilin 1 (gene nxph1). Gene Ontology annotation, molecular function: signaling receptor binding. Lineage: Eukaryota; Metazoa; Chordata; Actinopteri; Perciformes; Nototheniidae. The record is from RefSeq and is a predicted model, not a curated record. The transcript has a single exon. Bases 1 to 771 code for a protein of 256 amino acids.
AUGUUUUUCUCUCUUCCACAGGUUGCCCACGCCUCAAAGUCGGAGAUCGUGAAGUCGGGAACCCCCAAAUCCACACUAAAGCACAUAUGGACAGAAAGCAGUAAGGACAUGUCCAUCAGUAGGCUGCUGUCACAGACUCUCCACGGAAAAGAGAACAGCACAGCCUUGGAUCUUCGCUACGACACCCCUGAACCGUACUCCGAACAGGACCUCUGGGAUUGGCUGAGGAACACCACGGACCUGCAGGAUUCGCGGCCGCGGGCAAAACGGCGGCCGAUGGUCAAGACGGGGAAAUUCAAGAAGAUGUUCGGCUGGGGCGACUUCCACUCCAACAUCAAGACGGUCAAACUCAACCUUCUGAUCACCGGAAAGAUCGUGGACCACGGAAACGGCACCUUCAGCGUCUAUUUCCGUCACAAUUCCACGGGCCAGGGCAACGUUUCCGUCAGUUUAGUCCCGCCCACUAAAGUAGUUGAAUUCGACGUAGCGGCACAGCAGUCUGUAAUCGACGCCAAGGAUUCAAAGUCCUUCAAUUGCCGCAUCGAAUACGAGAAGGUGGAGAAAGGCGCCAAGAAUACGCUCUGCAACUUCGACCCGUCCAAAACUUGCUACCAGGAGCAAACCCAGAGUCACGUGUCUUGGCUUUGCUCCAAACCCUUCAAGGUCAUCUGUAUCUUCAUCUCCUUCUACAGCACCGACUACAAACUGGUGCAGAAAGUUUGUCCGGACUACAACUACCACAGCGACACGCCCUACUUCCCGUCCGGAUGACGAGCAAAAAGUGGGAAAAGUGGACCAGUGGAGCGCGGACUGGAGCUUCUACCCAUCCCAGAGAGGAGCGUUUUAGCCGAACUGUCCCUAAAAAUGUCCACAACAAGAGAGUCAAGCCCCCAAGUGAUUACCCAACGUGACGUCAUGAAUCCUGCAGAGGACGGUUACUUUAAACAGUCUAACGCUGCUACAAAGGACUGAAAUCUGCAAAAAAAACGACAGUUAGAAUUGAUUCUUGAGUUCAGUUUUGUCAGAUGUGUAGAUAGCGGGACGUAUUGUCCUGUUUGUUCUGAUUGUUAUCAUUAUUAGUCGCCCCUGUGUUUGCUUUAUGUUUAGUUCUCACUUCUUUUGAAACUAGAUGUUAUCAACACCCUAUUUUCACAUAUCUCACACACAUUGCCUCUCUGGACAUUUGGACUGUUUGCCUCUGCUGUGCUAUUAACGCUCUGCAGUUUAUCCUGGAAAUCAUAACUAAUUCCUCAUUUAAAAAGAAUAAAAAAUUAAAAUCAGGAUUCUUUAGGAAACCCUGCAAGGCGACUGACGAGGAGAUUUAAAUGUGAGUUUAGCAAAGUGAGAUCUUCUUCCUCCAUUAGGAGAGAAAAUGUCGCUUGGAUAUAAAAACUGUCAAUCUGUCAAAAAAAAAGUUUGUGGAGUUUAUUCUCAGCUGAUUGAAUGUCGGAUCACCUGAUUGGUUGACGAUCAGCGGGUCGUGCGUGGGGGAUGGGGCUUGCUCAUUGUCACUUAAUAUAUCAAAUGUAAUGUAUUCUAUAUCUUAGAGCCUAAUUUGUAAGAAUGGUUUGUAUUGUACAUAGUUUAUCCCAAUAAACUGCUUCUGUAAAUGCCCCCAUGAGCUGUGUGUCCCCCCCCUCGCUAAUUCCUCUUGUUCACUCCAUUUAUGCUCGUUCUUGGUUCCUAACAAAUGGUGUUGCUGCCCUAGAUGUGAAUUUCUUGAAACCAUCACUCCUGUACAGACACUGUAAAACUUACUAAAUAUAUUAAAAGGUAUUAAUUGAAUUUUUUCUUUAUUGGGGGGGACGGUGGGGGUUGGAUAUGUACAUAUUAAUUAAAGA